This is a messenger RNA of Anthonomus grandis grandis, 2055 nucleotides long. Its product is annotated as neurotactin-like. NCBI's taxonomy places the organism in Eukaryota, Metazoa, Arthropoda, Insecta, Coleoptera, Curculionidae. The transcript is spliced from 6 exons. The coding region runs from base 19 to 1545 and encodes 508 amino acids. The record is from RefSeq and is a predicted model, not a curated record.
CUUAUACUUUUUUUUCUGAUGAUUAUCGUAAUAAUUUUCAUCUCGACCAGGCGGGGCUCCCCUAUUCCUCGCUCUGCCCCCAUUAAAAAUGGCAAAUAUAUAGAGACCAUCACCAGCUGUGGCAUAGUCGAAGGAAAAAUCGAGGAUAGUUCUGUGGCCUUUAGAGGAAUACCUUACGCCAGACCACCAGUGGGGAACCUUAGGUUUGAAUACGCCCAACCUUUGAAUAGUUUGGAGUAUUGUUGGAACGGUACUUUCUUGGCCCAUAAUGCCACUCCACCUUGUUUGCAGAUAUUGAAUAAUAACACCGUUACAGGAAUAGAAGAUUGUCUUACGCUGGACGUAGUCACGCCAUAUGUAAAAUACGACAACCCUCUGCCAGUUAUAGUCUUAAUAGGAGCAGAUAGUCUUGUGGGUGGUUCACCGGGGAAACUACGGCCUUCGGCCAGAUACGCUCGCUCCAAGGACGUGGUCUUUGUUAGACCGAACUUUAGAAUUGGCGCUUUGGGUUUUUUGUCUUUGGACAUGCUGAGCCAGUCCUCUUACCCCCGCACGUCUGGGAAUUACGGACUGUCAGAUAUCUUGCAGGCUUUGCACUGGAUCCAGUUGAAUAUCGAACAUUUCGGUGGAAAUAAGGAGAGCGUUACUUUGGUGGGGCAUAGGGCUGGAGCCACUUUAGUAACCGCCUUGUCUACCAUACACAAUGCGAAGAAUUACUUUGCAAGGGCUUGGGCCUCGUCAGGGGGCUCAAUUUAUCCGUCCAAACCGAGGGACGAAUCUGAAGCGGAAUUCCGACAGUUUUUGCAAACCGUCAACUGUCAAGAUGUAACGUGUUUAAGAGAAUUACCCGCUAAGAAACUGGUCAGUUCUGUGCCGGACACUUGGAGGAAACCGCAACCGGAUCUGCCUACGAAGGACGAGGAACCUGACAAAAGGCAUCAGUGGCUGGUAAUCGACGGAGUGAUCCUAAGGGAAAGUCCUAACGAAGUAUGGUCCAGAGGCCCUCUGCCAGUACACUUAGUAAUCGGUUCAGCCGCACAAGCCGGUAGCACCGAAAAACUCCGUCUGAAGAACACCAACUGGACCGAAACCCUCGUCAGGCACCACGUGAAAGAGUCAAUAAUCGGCGCACAGAAUCUCACCAAUGACGCCCUAAAAAAAUACACCUCGACUUAUUGGGGCUUAAGUUCGAUGGUCACAGAUAUCCGGAUAGUGUGCCCUUUAGUAUCCAUUUGGAAGAACAUGGAUAACGUUACGAUUUACGUGGUGAACCAGACCCGUAGCACGGACAAGAUCGCCGAUAUCGAUUCGGAUAUCGACGCGAUUUUGGGUCGAUACGAGCCUAAAACCCCUGAACAACGGAGGUAUUUUUCAGCGAUGCAGGGGCUGUUUUAUCACUACGUUUGGCACGGUAAAAUCGACGAAAAGGGACCGGGUAAGAAUGUUCUUAUUAUCGAUCAAGACGUGUUGCCUAACGCGACUUAUUCCCAUUGCGAGUAUUGGACUUUGAAAGGUAUCGUGCCUAAGUACGCCGCUUUGGAUUAAUUACUGCUUGCUGUGCGUGUUUAUCUUCAAGUAAUAUUUACUUAUUCUAUGUAAUAAUAUUGGUCGCUAUUUGUAUUAUCAGAUGUAAAAAGUAAGUACGGGAAUUAAUUUAUUUUUCCAGGCAGUUGCAAUGCGCUCUAUUUCACAUCCCUGGAAAUUAAUUAAACAUUGGUUAAUUUUAAGGCAAAAAAUUGUCGAGGCUUACCAAAGGGGCCGAAUAUACAUAAUUUUUACCGGUAAAAUCUUCUUGUUUUACUAUAUGAAUUUCUAUUUAAUUCGAGUACAAAACAUUUAAAAUAAAUGAGAUUAAAUUAAUCCAAGCCCGAAAUACAUUAAAUGAGAAAAACGACCUUUAUGUUAUUGAUAUGUUCAUAUCCUAAUGAUAUUAAUAUUAAAAGAGGCAUGUUGCAGUAUUUUUGCAAAAUAGAAGAGAAAAACAUUAAAAAUUAUUGAAAAAAUUUGUGUUUAGCGACUUUUCUGUUUUAAGAAGGUCUAAAGAAACUUGAUUUA